AUGUUUAUGGAAACAGGAACUGUAUAAUAUUAGGAAUAUCUCUUAACUCUAAAAAUGAUGCCCAUAAAGCUCUAAAUUAAUUUAAUUAUCCACUUUUCAAAGGAAGAUAGAAUUUGA
Molecule: messenger RNA, 117 nt
Organism: Paramecium octaurelia
Lineage: Eukaryota; Ciliophora; Oligohymenophorea; Peniculida; Parameciidae
Source: the annotation of a GenBank genome assembly